Molecule: messenger RNA, 2162 nt
Organism: Salvelinus sp. IW2-2015
Lineage: Eukaryota; Metazoa; Chordata; Actinopteri; Salmoniformes; Salmonidae
Product: transcription factor ETV6
Biological process (GO): regulation of transcription by RNA polymerase II; cell differentiation
Cellular component (GO): nucleus
Molecular function (GO): sequence-specific DNA binding; DNA-binding transcription factor activity, RNA polymerase II-specific
Source: RefSeq, a predicted model, not a curated record
UUUCGCCGUUUACACAUCCAAGUCAAUGAGCAGCACCACGGAGAUGUCCGCCUUUUAGUCCUGUCUUCCAGGAAGAGAAUUAACCAACGCGUCGCCGAAAUGUAGAGCACAGCACCAACAGAAAACAAAGAACUUUCACGCGUUUAUGAUGAACAUGGUCAUAUAAUGGAUUGAUAACAAACCUUAAACGUAUUUAUUACGUGGCCUGUAACCCUCCCCAAGUCAGGGAGUCGGGUGUGGGUGUUUUUUCUGGUUUAUUUCAAAGAGGAGAACGGGAAAAGGAAAGUGGGAAGAGGAGAACUUCCUGAAUUUAGCGAGACAUGUCAGAAUCCCCAUCGCAGAUCAUAACCAAGCAGGAGAGGAGCUCAUUCAGUCCUUCCUCCGCGAGCCCCCUGCCAAACUCCACUUCCUCCCCUGUCCAUGCUCCCACAGCCAGGCCAGCCAGCCGAAUGGAGGACGAGCCUGCCAGGCUGCCCGUGCACCUGCGCCUGCAGCCGGUGUUCUGGAGCAGGGAGGACGUGGGCCAGUGGUUGCGCUGGGCCGAGAGGGAGUUUGCCCUGCGRCCCAACACCAGCGGCAGCUUCCAGAUGAACGGCAAGGCCCUGCUCCUCCUCACCAAGGAGGACUUCCGCUACCGGUCGCCCCACUCCGGGGACGUCCUGUACGAGCUGCUGCAGCACAUCCUGAAGCAGAGGAAGCCGCACGCCUCCUACCCCUCCGCCUACUUCCCCGGCAACUCCUUCCACCCUCUGCCAGAGGGAGCUCUCCAGCACCACAAACUGGAAGAAACGGUACGGCGGACACCACGCAGUACAGAGCUCCAACCCCAGCACCCACCCACCAUUGAGCUCCGACAUCGCUCCCGCUCGCCACACCACCCCGCUCCACGCCUCUCCCCCCUGGACCCCAACUACCCACGCCCUGGUGCCGAGGACCACCUCCAGACGUCCUCCCAGCUGCCCGACAGCAACCACCACCUGCCCGAGGACUUGUACACUCUGUCGGUGUCCCCGGCUGCCCCUAAUGGCCGCUGUGCCACGCCCCGCGAAGCCCCCUGCCCAGGCAGCCCCGGGUGCCAGGACGCUGCCCCCCCUCGUGUCAUCCAGCUCAUGCCCAGCGCCAYCAUGCACCCCCUGCUGCUYAGCCCAGGGCGAGGAGGUGKYGCUGGAGACUUCMGGCAYGGCCGUGGGGGGCCACCACUUCAGGCCCCCCAUGAAAAYGGGCGUGAGGGGAAGGGCCACAUCCAGCUGGYACUGGCCCACCACCAGCAGCACRCUCURCAUCAGCAGGARGAGGCGCUCUACAGGAACCACCACGUCAUYGUGCCCGUCUYGCCACCAGAGGARCAGGCAAUGCCCAUUGGACGGAUAGCAGACUGCAGGCUGCUAUGGGACUACGUCUACCAGCUCCUCUCAGACAGCCGGUACGAGAACUACAUCCGCUGGGAGGACACAGAGACCAAAGUCUUCCGCAUCAUGGACCCCAACGGCCUGGCUCGCCUGUGGGGGAACCACAAGAACAGGACCAAUAUGACGUACGAGAAGAUGUCACGAGCACUGAGACACUACUACAAACUGAACAUUAUCAGGAAAGAGCCAGGACAGAGACUCUUAUUCAGGUUCAUGAAAACCCCAGAUGAGAUUAUGAGUGGACAAACUGACAGGCUGGAGCACAUAGAGUCGGACACAGACGAUCAAAUCUACAUCAAAGAGGAAUGCUGAGGCCUCUGGGAAAUGGAGCCCACUAAAGCGAUGAACUACUACAGCCGCUGAUGCCUUUCGGAAAGCAGCUCGAACAAUCGUUUCAAACCAAGAGCGCCCGGACAUUCACUCUAUCCAAAACUCAGAGGAACUUGAUGGYGACGUCUCUAGAUUGCCUUUAAAACUUUAUAAGAUUUUCUUUCCAGACAAAUCUUAUCAUUUUUGUUCUGUCCUAAUGCAAGGAGUUCAAAGGACCUGGUGAAAAGUAUAUCUCAUAAGACAUUCCUUUUCCCUGAACUGCCACAGCAAAUCAAUMAUUUCAUGCUUGUCAUGUCAUACAUUGUUGAUUUUUCUUCCCCACAUGUGCAUUAAGUAUAAGAAAAUGUUGCAAUUUGUGCAAAUAAUGGGAGAGGUUGUGUAGCUGGAACAUUUUCACCACAGAAUAAAUCUUUUUGAUCAAUU